Molecule: messenger RNA, 535 nt
Organism: Linum tenue
Lineage: Eukaryota; Viridiplantae; Streptophyta; Magnoliopsida; Malpighiales; Linaceae
Source: the annotation of a GenBank genome assembly
AGGGAGUUCAAGGAAGCUCAUAAUUCAGGGCUUAAAUCACCGUGAAAAUAACAAAUCGAAAGGUACGAGCCUUCCCCGCCAAUUCCAUUGCACAAAUGGUCGCUCUCGGACACUGCCCAGCACAUCCGUCUCUUCCGUUCCCAAAUCGUAGUCAGAAGAUUCGACGACCAAUCCCUGAGAUCCUCGAAUCGAUUCUCGCUUGCAAAGAUGUGAAGUCGAUCAUGGAAACGCGAUGGAGCUUGAAAGAAUCGGAAUCUCUCACCGCCAUUCGCGAGCUCUCACCGCGCACAGUCGAGCAGAAGCUUUCCCUCCUCAAUUUUUCGUCCGCGCUUUCGUUCUUAUAAGCGAUAUCGAGUUUGGCGCUCAAGUAUCAAGGGUUGCUGUGCUGCUGCGAGACCUAAAAUCUUCCACUUAUCAGUGGAUGCGAGUCUCGUAUGAGGAGUGGCUGAAUUUCGCUGAGCACUCACUUGAAAACGGAAUUCAUGCCAUCGCUCGUCCGGUCAAUUUCGUUUACCUCUUCUAUAUGGAAAUUUGA